Molecule: messenger RNA, 1302 nt
Organism: Ixodes scapularis (black-legged tick)
Lineage: Eukaryota; Metazoa; Arthropoda; Arachnida; Ixodida; Ixodidae
Product: protein arginine N-methyltransferase 6
Exons: 14
Coding region: 79-1179 (366 amino acids)
Biological process (GO): peptidyl-arginine methylation
Molecular function (GO): protein-arginine N-methyltransferase activity
Source: RefSeq, a predicted model, not a curated record
GUCGCUCGAAACUUGAAGCCGGUUCUCCCCGCACCAGCUCCGCACCGCGCGGCGCCAAGGUCUUCCGAAGCCAAAAACAUGGAGGACGCUGUCAACAACUCGACAAACUCCGUGAUCAACGCUUCUAACUCGACCCUCAAAAGAAAACACUCCACCGAAGAGAUCAGCGACGAGAAUCUCAAGCUACGAACAAAGCACGACAAUGAAUAUUUUAAGUGCUACUCGGGUCUGGACAUCCACAGAGAGAUGAUUGGCGAUGUGGCGCGAACUUUCACCUACCGCAAGGGAAUUCUCAACAACUACAGCAGCAUCUAUCAAAAAGCUGUUCUUGAUCUCGGUGCCGGCACAGGCAUUCUUAGCAUGUUUUGUGCACAAGCUGGUGCUCGGAAAGUUUAUGCAGUUGAGGCCAGCGACAUAGCCGAAGUAGCAAGAAAAGUGGUUUCGUCAAACAAGGUUGACGACCAGGUCACAGUCAUACAAAGCAGAGCGGAGGACGCCACCCUCCCCGAGAAAGUGGACGUCAUAGUCAGUGAGUGGAUGGGUUACAUGCUUUUGUACGAAUCCAUGCUGCAGUCCGUGAUAUUUGCAAGAGACAAGUGGCUGACAAAGGAUGGAGUCUUGCUCCCCGAAAAAGCCCGCAUGUUCAUCGCUCCCUUGACUGAUCCUGACGAAGGUCUCGAGAGGAUUGAAUUUUGGAAGAUGGUGAAGGACAACUUUCAUGUGGACAUGUCCUGCGUGACCGAGUUUGCGAGGGCAGAGAUGUACAAGCACAUCACCGUAAAGACUGUGGACAUGGAGAAUGUGAUCUCAAGGGGGACCUGCUUUCUGGAGUUGGACCUCUACACUGUCAAAUCUGAAGACCUGCAGUGCAUCAAGGAAAACUUCAUGUGCUGCUGUUACGGUCACGGCCGAGUCCACGCCUUCGUCAUCUGGUUUUCCGUGGAGUUCCCGAGGGACGUCAUCCUUUCUACAUCUCCCUAUGAUUCUGAGACGCACUGGCAACAGACAGUGCUAUACAUCAACCCCGUGGAUGUGAAGCAAGAUUCGGAAAUCAGGGGAACCAUCACCAUCAAUCCUAGUGCAGAGCAUCACAGAAUGCUGGACGUGGAGCUGGCCUUCACUGUGGAUGGAAGGCAGCCUCGAAAACAAGUGUACAGAAUGAAUGACUGCGGGCCCUGACAGGGUUGGCCCAGCUCCCUGUGUGUCUCCAUUGUGGACAUUUGUAUAUUUAUUGAGUGACAUGUACAGUGGACAUUGUUUCUUUGUGUGGCACAAAUAAAUAUAAAUGUCUAGGCCGUUUCA